This is a messenger RNA of Dichomitus squalens LYAD-421 SS1, 1131 nucleotides long. RefSeq lists its product as uncharacterized. The record is from RefSeq and is a predicted model, not a curated record. Lineage: Eukaryota; Fungi; Basidiomycota; Agaricomycetes; Polyporales; Polyporaceae. The coding region runs from base 1 to 999 and encodes 332 amino acids. The transcript is spliced from 4 exons.
AUGAUUGGCCCCGACCUACCUGCGAACCUCUUGCCACAGGUCUCGUCGUCUGAACAAGACGAAACGUUGGACAGCGAGGGUCCUCAGCCUGCGCCGUCAAUCGGGCCUCAGAUACCGUCUUCAAUUGGGCCCCAGAUCUCUCCAACCCUGCCAGCCGCUCCCCGAGCCUCGACAACCCCUCCUCCUAAUAUACCAGAGGAAGAGGAAGAGGAAGAUGACGACGAAUAUGCGCCUGCCUUACCUCCUGAACUUGCUGCAGCUCGCGCCAAGAAGGUUCACGGACCCUCCUUUCCUCCCUCUGUGGUUGGCCCUACCUAUACCCCCUACGAUGAUGAUGAUGACGACGACGUGGGGCCCCGACCAUUACCUCAAGGUCUCGUGUUGGAGGAGAAAGACGGUGUUCAAGAAUUCUUAGAGAGGGAAGAGCGACGAAGAAAGAACUUAGAGGAAGAAAACAAGCCCAAAGCUCCCAAACGAGAGGAGUGGAUGCUCGUGCCACCGUCCUCGUCUGACCUCCUUGGCUCAAUUGAUCCCACCAAGCUGACUCGACCACGUCAAUUUGCACGCACAGCGCAGCCUUCGCGGAACACCGAUAAUUCGUUAUGGACGGAAACGCCAGCAGAACGUCAACAACGUAUCGCAGACGAGGUCGCGGGGAAGCGCCGGCGAGCUGUUGAAGUGGACGUUACAGAGGACGUCAGCGUCGAUGCGCGGAAGCGACGACGAUACGAGGAAGAGGUGCGGAAAGGAGUCGAGGAACACACGAGGAAGGUCCGCGGUGCAUCGCUAAUCGAGCAACAUGAUCGCGUCGCCUCCGUGAAGGAGGCGGAGAAGGUCCGCAAUGGCGACAAGGACGAGCGUCCGGCAUUCUGGGACCGCGACCGCGACAUGGCCCUUGGUGGCAGGCUCAUGGACGACAAGACGCGCAACAAGUUCAUCACGGAGGCGAGAGGCCUCGGAGAUAGGUUUGGCUCUGGUAAGAGUGGCGGAUUCCUGUGAUCAUCCGCCUGGUCAUGCGCCGCUCCGAGGCUUUUGGCAAGCCAUGUUACGACGCGCGGCAGUGUACCCACUCUAACGUAUUCAUUGAGAGAGCCCAUCAUGUACCUUUGUAGUACCUUGCAUACAUCACAC